This is a messenger RNA of Carya illinoinensis, 2047 nucleotides long. RefSeq lists its product as uncharacterized. The transcript has a single exon. The coding region runs from base 319 to 1677 and encodes 452 amino acids. The record is from RefSeq and is a predicted model, not a curated record. Lineage: Eukaryota; Viridiplantae; Streptophyta; Magnoliopsida; Fagales; Juglandaceae.
ACUCCUAUUCACAAAGUUGUAACACGCUCACUCUCACUCCACCAACGGAUAAAAACAAUUAUCUAACAUGGGGAUACGGAUUUACUGCGCACUGACUAAAAUGCCAUCAGAAGUAAAUUAUCCCCAACUCCAACUUAACACAAAUCGUGCCAGUCAUUUCCGACAAUCCUCUGGUCCUUUUUCGUCCAUCUGAAUUCCCACCUUCAUUUCUUUCACUCCUUUCCAACCACAGUCCUGAACCGACGAAAUCCACUGUUAGAGAGAAGGCGAGAGAGAGAGAGAGACUCUCUGUGCGUGCGUGCGUGUGUCUAAGCGAAAAUGGACCCUAAUAACAACGGGGCUGAGGCGGCGAGGUGGGUGAGCAUAGCGGAGAGGCUCCUCAUCGCACGUGACUUGCACGGUGCCAAGUCCUUCGCGAUCCGGGCGCGUGACUCCGACCCGAGUAUCCGGAUCGAGUUCGCUGACCAAAUAAUCGCCGUGGCCGAUACCCUUAUAGCCGGCGAGACCCGGACUAUCAGAGACCAGCACGACUGGUACGCCAUCCUGCAACUCGCCCCGCUGACUCACAGCCUCGACCUCAUCGCCACCCAGUACCGGCGGCUUGCACUCCUCCUCCACCCGGAAAGGAACCGUAUCGCCUACGCUGAUUAUGCUUUCAGGCUCGUCUGCGAUGCGUGGUCCGUCCUGUCCAACCCUUCUAAGAAAGCCGAUUACGAUAACGCGCUGAGUGUGAACUCCGCCUCCGGAUCGACUCAGCCACCUCACCAUAAAGAGCUGCAAGAACCACCUAUGAGAAGAAGCCCUCGAACCAAGGACGGAAAAGCGGUAGUUGAGGAAGAUGGGCCGAGUUUCAACAACGUUACCGAGUCAACUCGUCAGCCUCGGCCUACUGCUGAACCCGCUCGACAGAAAGAGUCGACCCGGAAGACUCUUCCGACUGAGCCGGGAUCCCCGAAUUUCUGGACGGCGUGUCCGUACUGCUACGUUCUAUAUGAGUACCCUAGGGUUUACGAGGAUUGUACUCUUCGGUGCCAGGACUGUAAGAGGGCGUUCCAUGCGGUGAUGAUACCAUCACCGCCGGUGACGGACAAAGACACUUACUUCUGCUGCUGGGCGUUCUUCCCGCUGGGAUUUUCUGUUAAUGCUAAAGACACGAGCGGGUCAUCGAAAUGGACGCCCAUAUCGUCAAUGUUCGCUUGUCCUGUUCAAGCAAGUGGAUCAAACCGAAACGUUUCGAAACGGAACAGUGGGCCAUGGGUUUAUUACGACGACGACGAAGCGUUACAGGAAAUCUCUGAAUCGAGUGAGGAUUCUGACGAUGAGUGGGGGAGUGAUAGGAGGAAGAGAAAGGCGAAGAAAAGAGCCUCCACGAGCGCAAAUGUGAAGAAACUGCAGAAUGACAGAGUAAAGAAGGGACAGCCCAAUGUGGGCAUUGGUGAAAAUUUGGAUUCUUCCAGGGCUGAUUCGAGUAAGAGAGCGACUGCUGCGGGAGGUGCGAGGAAGAGGGGCACGACGGAGUUGGGGAAAUUGGAUUUGAAUGUGGAGUUUAGUAAUGAGGCGGAGGAGGCCGCGCGGGGGAUUAGUGCAGGGAAUGGGGAGGAGGAUAACAUAGAAGGGAUUGGGUUUUUUGAGGGUCUUGAUGAGUUCUUGAGUAGCUUGCCGAUUCUUAAAGGCUAAAAAGGGUUACUUGGUGAAGUAAGACUCGAUCCUUUUCUUGUUGCUGUUCUUGUUUUGUACGAUUAUAUUAAGCGGAGCUGCUGUGCAUUUUGUCAGAUGUGUAUCGUUUAGCCAAUCUUUUAUAUAAUUCCACAGCAGUUUGCUCCCAGUCUGUUUCGUAACUGCUAUAAGGAGGAUUGUUUCCUCCCCUGUGAUUAGCCUCUUGUGUAAGACUCGAUGACCGAGUUUUUAGUAAAGUUUGGUAACAGCGGUGCCCAUGAAGAGGACCAGGUUGGUCGGAACCUUUAUUAUCGUCUCUUCAAUAGCUUUAUGUUAAAGUUCCUUGAGACGAUACUCUAAAUAAACACUAAUUAACUUCUAGUUUUUAUUA